Salpingoeca rosetta is the source of this 6839-nucleotide messenger RNA. RefSeq lists its product as uncharacterized. The record is from RefSeq and is a predicted model, not a curated record. Gene Ontology annotation, molecular function: protein binding. Lineage: Eukaryota; Choanoflagellata; Craspedida; Salpingoecidae. The coding region runs from base 225 to 6839 and encodes 2204 amino acids. The transcript has 9 exons.
AUGAUGAUGAUGAUGAUGAUGACGAUGAUAAUGAUGAUGGUGAUGAUGAAGUGGGGUGCCAUGGUGAUGAGGUGUGGCAGGAUUUGCUUCGUGGUCUCCAGCGACUGUCCCUGCAAGCACCAACAGCACCAACAACACCAACAACAACAACAGCAACAACAACAGCAACGGCAACAGCAACAGCAACAGCGCGUGAUGGUGCUGGUCCGCCUGACACCGAAAGCAUGCGCAGUGGCAGCGGAGAGAAGGAUGGUGCUACCCCACACCAAGACACGCAUCAUCAUGAACAACAACAGCAGGUAUCACGGCACCAUGACCGCACACACGGUCAUCGUGACCUUCAGCGUCUUCUGCGUGCGUGUGUGAGUGCUGGUGAUGCUGCCGCUCUUGCUGCGUUGAUGGCCCCGUACGUGGUGGAGCGAUAUGGGGUGGAUGUCCACGAUGGUGUGAAUGGACGACGGCGAGGUGUUUCUCCCCUGCACAGGGCAUGUCAACUCGGCAGCCCGCACGUGGUCCAGGUGUUGCUUGACGCGGGCGCACGCGUGACCUCGGCCACCCCCGAUCGUGUCCUUCCCGCUCACUUUGCCGAGUAUCAAACCCCGGAAGGAACAACAGUUUUGCACAGCGCCUGCACACUCUUUCCCGCCGACGAGCUUGCUCACGCCAAGACGCUGGAGGACGCACGUGCAGUGUUCAAGAGCAACGGCUGCAUUGCAAACGCCAUCAUGACUCAACACCCUGCACUCGUCUAUAAGCGGGACGCAAGGCAUCGAACGCCGUUCUUCUACGCCUGCAAGUACCUCAACAUACAUGCUGCCGAAGCCAUGUCACAAAUGGUACUCACUCACAUCUCCGCUCUUCCUUCUCCCUGGACCAAGUCGACAGGGCACGGGCUUUCUCGCUCCUCUGUCGGUGCUACCCAUCAGCCCAUCGGUGGAGCAGAGCGCCACAGCAGCCGACCGCCCAAGACACAGCGCCGAAAGACACAACGCCCCAACAGCCAGUGGUCCAACACCCAGCGCCCCAAGACACAGCACCACGACAACCAGUGCCACAACAGCCAGUGGUCCAACACCCAGUGCCCCAAGACACAGUACCACGACAACCACUGCCACAACAGCCAGUGGUCCAACACCCAGCGCCCCAAGACACAGCACCACGACAACCAGUGCCACAACAGCCAGUGGUCCUACAGCAAGUCUUCAAGCAAGAUGAGCGUCGUUGCUGAUGACUCUCCCGAUGUCAUCCGCCUGGACAUUUCAAGAAGGCUGGCAGCACAGUCGAUCGACGAACAGAUUGACGGCUGCUGGUUGCUGCAGACCGCGAUUCAGCGGCGAACACUGACUGCAAAGACACUGCCUGUCAACAUGUUCCCCGAUGUGUUCGCCCUCAUUCGUCGUCCAAGCAACAACAGCCCUGCACUUGUCUAUUCCGCCUUUGGAGUAAUGGUCGCAUGUUUCAAACUGCCCAACGCCCUCAUCAGCAAAGACAUUGCUGAGUCGUGUCGCAUGUCCCAGACUGUCCUUGACGCGUUCGCGAACUUUGGAGACAACCCCGCUGUGGUGUGGGUAGCUGCUGUGCUUGUUCGUACCGUUUCGGAGCACAUGUCGACCGACCUUCUGCGCGUGUGCUUCCAGGACCCUCACACCAUGCUGACAGUCUUGAGGGACAAGGCUCUUUCACACUACAACGACACCCUCGAAACACUGCGGUUGCUGUCGCACAUUGCUCAGCUGCCUGUGCACGACGAAAGGUGCCCGAACCUGCGCACCUGGGCCGACUCCUUUGUGGCGGCGCUGUCCCCAAAUCAAGUGAGGCUUGUGACAGCAGCCAUUGUGGCAUACGCCGAGACACCCGAGGUGUACGACACAACGAAGCGGGAUACGCUGUGCGCGCUUCUUCUCAUCCGAAUCAAUGUCACGUCGCGCUGGACCCUGCCGUUCAAUGUUCCCAGACCUGCGUACUGGCCCUGGCUCUGUGCGGAGCUCUCUGACGACACAAACCCAGUCCAGCUGCGGGUGCUGAUUUGGCUGACGCUCAAGGACUUGCUGUUGAAGGAAGUGCCCAACGCCGAGAGUGUGCUCUGCUGUGUGAGAGCUGUUGAACAAAUCGUUGCUACGCAUGGGCCUGGCACCUCUGGGACCGAAGAGUUGGAUGACAUGGUGUUCGACAUCUCCUGGCAAGUGCUGAGACUCAGAAUCGCAGGCUUGCUGUUGACGCUGAGCACGACGACACGGGAGGCCCUGCUUGAUGAGAGCGGCGAGCCCAUGAAGCAGACGCAUGGCGUGAUGGUGGCGCUUGAAGUGACUGGCAGAGACAAGAAGCGGAUACCGACAGCGGUCGAUACAGACUGGGUGGUGUCAAAGCUUGUUCACGCAGUGCAUUUGAGCGGACACUCUGCACAGUGCCAGCUGUUGGUGCUGAAAUGUCUUGAUCUGGUGCUGCGGCUCCACGCGGGCGCGGUGAUAUCUCUGCGGCAGAAACGAGGCGCUGCUGUGCUGCUGAAGCUGAUACGCUGCACGCUCCAGCAAGAUGGCAAACUGAAGACGUGUUGUGCGGCAAUGGAUCUGCUCCUACUCAUGGUCCAGCAUCAAAACGGCGUCUGUCAGGACAUUGUUGACAGUCGCGGUGUGGCGACGAUGCUGUCCUUGAUCCGAUUGGCCCGGCAGCGUGUAAGCUGCCGUGAUUCGCUCCAGCUGGUCGAAAGUGCCUUGUACACCCUGAACGCCAUGCACGCGUCGGACGCCGUGAAAGCCGCCGCCCUACCCACUUUGCAGGAGCUCGGUGUGGACGCUCUUGACCAGCUCUUAUGCGCUGUGGUCUUGCCCGUGUUGGACCUCACCGCUGCUCUUGUUGAGCCAGUCCCGACGAACCCCAAGCUCGCAUCGACACUGGUGUUCACUUUGGCGGCAUACGAGCUGGUACGAAUUUGUGCACACUUCACGCAUGUGAAGAGGAGCAUCUUCCCGAUGACGGUCUCGUUUGGGACGUUUGUGGCGCUGAUGGCCCUGGCCCAAAAUGCCGAGUGGCGAAACAACGUGUUUCGCACAGUGCGGGUUCUGGCGCUCAUGCCUCCACCAGCACCUGUCACCCCCUCCAACGCAAGGCUGUUCGUGGAGCAUCGCGGGAUCGACGUGUGCUUUGAACUGGCGCACAAGCACAACGCACUGUUGGCAGAGGACACCCUGCGGACCCUGGGUCAGCUCAUCCGGACGUUGAUGGACCAGGCUGAUUGCAGAACGGUCACCCAAAUCCUGAAGGACCUGCACUGCUGUCGUCCGGAAUAUGACCUUCCCACCCUUCUCAGGAAGAUGGUCGAAGUGCUGUCCGCCAGCGACAGGCUUUACGCGGACCCGAACACAGCGCCGAGCACGGAUCCGAGCACGGAUCUGAGCAUGGACCCGGUGAGCGCGGCUGUGUAUCUUGACACGCUCACAAGCCUGGCCACCAGGAUGGGCGGGGCACCAGAUGGAGCAGCCACUCAGCUCAGUAGGCUCGAUAUGGUUCUACCAGAACAAGAGGACGCGACAGACCAGGUGAACCAGCAGCCGCGCGAAGAAGAAGCAGAAGCAGAAGCAGAAGACGUGCGCAUGGACGUGGGACAUGAUGGCGCAAGUGGCGAAGAUGCAGCUGCUGAAGAACGCGCCCUGUCUAAAGGCGCGUUGGCAUUGGUCGCGGUGCACCUGAUUGAGGAGCCUCGGUCGCUGUUCCACCUCAUGUUGACAUGCAGAGAGCUGUACACAACCCUGCCACAACAGCUUCCAAAAUGGUGUUUGGAAGGCGCAUACCUACGUGGGGAAACCGUGGACAUCCUGUACACCUCUGGAUCAGGACGAACGGGUGACGUCAGCUACUCGCGUGACAGUGACGGCGACGACGACGACGACGACGACGACGAUGGCGGUGGCGGUGGCGGUGGUGAUGGUGGUGAUGGUGGUGAUGAUGAUGAUGAUGAUGAUGACGCCGACGCCACCGCCGAAGACGUUGACCGUGGUCCGCGUGGGCUGUUGUGGCUGACCGACUGCGUCGACUGCAUUAACGGUGACGAGGGGGAUGCCACCAAGGACGAUGCCAUCACGAAGACCCUGGCGUACAUCAGGAGGCUACACCACAGGACAACUCCACAGCAAGCCACGCAUUCCCAGCAACAUCAGCUGCAGUCUAUCCCACGUGCAGCAGAUGCAAGUGCCGAUGAGGAUGACAAGGAACUCGGGCCCAGGAGAGUGACGUGGCUUGUAGAACGGUUCUUGGUGCAUUCGUGGCUCGGGGCAUGGUGGUCGGCACGGUGUCGCAUGUUUGAUGCGGCUGCCGCUUUUGAUCCGCGGCAGUUCUGUGCAAGUGUGCGGGUGUGCUUUGACUUCACGGGCCCCUUCGCAGUGGAGCAAAGAGCGCUGGUUCAAGUGGGCAACAGCGGCUCAGCCGCUCGCCGGCACCACCAGUCAGACCAGUACCGGCAGCGUCAACAGCACGAAGCGCAUGUGCAGCACGCCCGGCAUGCGCCAUUCCAACUGCAACCGUCAUUCCAACUCCAACUGCAACCGCCAGCACAAGACGAGCUGCACACAGUGCGACGCGAGGAGCUGCAGGUUCCGCCAGACCUGAACUGGAUGCAAGAGCCACAGGAACAACGCACAGAGACGCAGCAUCAUGUGCAGUCACAGCAUGGCCCAGAACAAGAAAGAGAAAGGCAGCAGCAGCAGCAGCAGCAGCCGCAGCAGCAAGGAGAAGAAGAGCAGGUGCCACCAUUUUCGCGACAGAGGUUUUCGCCAGCACCUCUUUGGCAGAUACGACGGCAACUGCGGCAAAUCCUUCAAGACAGGGACCAGCGACUGCGGGCAACGAGUGAGCUUGCGGACAUUCGCGACUGGACGCGGCAGCAGGAAAACCUGCACCUGCACGCUCGUCCACAUCAGUUACAGCAAACCCGCACCCACCACCCACAGCAGGUGCAUGCUGAAAGACAACAUACACAACAGCAAAAGCAACAGCAACAGCAACAGCAACAGCAGCAACGGCAGCAGCGACGGCAGCAGCAACGCCGUCCAUACCGCGCUGGUCGUGUGAGACGUAACGAGGCCAAUAUGCCACCCAUGCAUGUGCUCAUGGCGAACGCGUUCGCGCUCCUCGGGCCUGUGGCGCGCGAGCUGACGCCGGCACAGUUCAUUGUGGUGGCUCACUUGCGCACUGACGAAGAGGCACGGGCGCUGCGGGCGCUUCUGGAUCAGCACCAGGGCAGGGCGUUUGCGGUGAACGUGAAGGUUGGCAACGCCGUGAAGAAGGUGGGCAUCCGCGGCGUGCCUCGCGUGGUCCUCAGACCCAACAGGAAAGCCACCUACAAGCUGCAGCACAUCGAUACGCUGCAUGUGAACGCAGCGCGACACAGGCACUUCAGCCGCGGGUCCCUGAGCAAGGUCAAGCAGGUGGUGCUGCGGCAUGGCACCAGCAGUUGGAAGCUGCUGCAUGAUGCCCGGCACGUGACCAUGGUGGAGAUGUGCAACACGGUGGAUGCGAGCGCCCUGACCAAGAAAGGAAGCAAGAUUCGGCACCUGACGCUGCAGCGGUGCGUGAUGAGCAACGCGCCUGCGCUUGCACAGAACAGGGCCCUGCACACGCUUGUGCUGCGCCAAAUCACCCUCCCUGACGGUGGCUGGCAUGCGCCGGUAUUCAACGCUCGGCACGUGGACUUGAGGUGCAUCUGGAACCUGCAUGGCGACAUCAGCCUCCCCAAGGCAAAGGAGGUGCGGGUUGAGGACUGCCCCAACGUGACUGGCUUCGACCUUGGAGCGCCUGACGCCAGACUCCAUUCCCUGCGCGUGACAGCGAGCGAGGGCUUACCGGUGCUACGGCUACCAGAGCUGGCGCACGUGCGCGACGUGAGGCUGGCCGGGGAAUGGCCGGCGGAAGUGUUGGAGCUGCUGGCGUCACGAGCCGACUGGAUGACGGUGACCUUCACCAGCAACGACGCACGGACGCUGCACACGCCGCUGUUGGCGCCGCAUGUGACCAAGCACUGGCGCCCGGACAAUGUGGACGUGCCUGCCAUUACGGCGGCGUCAGUGCCUGGUGAUGUGGCGAGUGUGGAGGUGGCUUUGACGGAGGAUGUGCGUGCAGCGAGCGUGCUCCCGCACCUGCAGGGCGUGCGGCGCGAUGUUCGCAUCGUUGCCACGAGGGUCAACAAGCACGGCCUGGACCUGAGCCCGCUGAUCAACCUGUCUUCCCUGGAUGUUGGCGUGACGGCCCGCGCAAUGAUACGGCUAUUGAACACGGACGCCCUCCGGUACAUCCAGCAUGUGUCGCUGUUUCGUGUGGCGUUUCCCUGCGGCUCAACACCGGGCGCGGGUGAUGGUGACAGUGACGGUGAUGGUGACAGUGACAGUGACGUGGAUGCGGUUGCGCAAGCGCGCGUCACGGUGCUGCAAGCGCGGGCAUCCCUCUUCCUGAACACGUGUAGUGGUUGUGUGGAGGUUGAGGACACGCCCUCUGUGCGGGUGCUGUGCGACAGCUUGACAAGCGAUGCGUUCCGUUUGCGAGAGGUGCGCAACGCGCAGGACCUGGAGCUGUUGAGUGUGAACAAGGUUGGGGCACUGACCAACGUUGGGUCGUGUCUUGUGGCGGGCACGCUGCCGAGCGACGGGGAGUUUACGCUCAACAACGUGCACCGCCUGACGGUGAUGAACCCAGACACGUGUGUGCCGCGGGAGCUUGGUCCGUGUCAUGUUGUGCUUGGCAACCUCGUGGCGCGCAACGACGUGCACAUUUUCCGUGUUCGCUCCACCGCACGAAGGCCUCCCAACGACACUCCUGCCGGCAACACCAUCGCCUGCUUUAUCAAGAAGUGA